UGAUUCUUAUUAUUAUCUAGAUUUGCAGCAGCUUCAGCUUUCAUUUCGUAAUAUCUAAUAAUUUAUUUACUAAAAGAGUGUCUAAUGCUACUGAACUUAAAGGUGAAAUGAGAUGAAGAUAGGCCAUAAUUGUAUGUAUUACCCAAGAGAAUCAUUCAUGCGCAGUAGGUUACCCCAGCAUUCCAGUUCAUGGCAGAUUUUAUAAGAAGUUUAAACCAAUGUUGGCUUGGCUUGGCUCAACAGCAUCAGCUGAGGCAAUUUUCUUUUAAAAUUUUGGUGUUUUAAAAAUCGGUUUUGAUCUUGGUGCAUAGUUGUCAGCAGAAGGAAAAGCACAUUUUCAGCUCAUUCCAUCAUUGAUCUGUAGGCAUAGAAGAAUUGGGGAUUUUUCAGCUUCAGAAGCCCAGAACAGAGAGACAGCAUAUUUGCACUGUCCAUUUCUUGUAUUCAGUGCUUUGGGACCCAUACAAGGAGCUUAAUUAUUCAUGUAUUAAAUGUAUAUUUGGAAUUGCUUUAGCAUCUUAGCAUUUUUAUAUAAAGCACGGAAUCUCCUCUAGAGUUUUUUCAAAAAAUGGAAGAGUCAUCCCCACCCCUUCUUCACCACUUGAUAGCUAAUUAUCCAAAAGGAUGAAUUGUAGUAAGUGAGAAAUUUUUGUAAGAAAUGAGGCUCCUCAUGUAGAGCACAAGCUGAACAUAUCCUUGUGCUCUCCACAGGGGCUGAGGAGCAUUCCUGCAUCUGGCAGGGCUCAGAUGGGUUCCCUGGUGCUCUCAGGAGCCCCAGCCCAUCCCCCUGAACACAGGUCUUGUGCCAGAGUGGCUAGAAGGAAAACUGAUUAUUAAUUCUGCUUUUUUUGCUGUGGCACCUUGGAGAGCAGAGCAGGGCCUCAGGAGGGAGGUGCUGUCCCUAGGAGCAGAGCAGACCUCCUCGGCCCUGUUGGGAAAUUCUAGUAGAGGAAUAGUUAAACACCUGACAAUGUCAGGAUUUCAGAGACUUGAAAUAAGGAUCUGAAUGGUUAGAUAGCUUCAACGGUCUGAAAAAAAAGAACUCCAACAAACUUGGAUUCUGUUUUAAUUGCUAUCUACCCGAGUUCAAGUUAAAGCAGUGCCAUAAGAGUUAAAACAGCAAGAGACCAAAAAACCUGGAGGAGGAGGGUUAAGGAAGGGUUUAAAUUUCUUUUUGCUUUAGGGAAGUGUGGUUUGCUGGGGGUUCUUAGGCAGCGGGAGGUGCAGCUGUGCCCGUGAGGCCGCGCGUGCGGAGCUGUGUCCAGCUGGGCCCAGCAGGAGCGGGAUGUGCCUGUGGAGCAGGGCUGGAGGCGGCCCUGGGGAUGUGUGGAGGCCUGGGGCAGCUGUCCCGUGCAGCCAGGCUGGGAGAGCCGGGGCUGUGCAGCCGGGAGAGGAGCAGGGGCUGGGGAGGCCUCACUGUGGGCCUUCCAGUGUCCAGAGGGGGCAGACAGCCAUGGGGGAAGGGGAAGGUUGGGAUCAGAUGUUUGCAAGAGCUAGGAGGGUGCUGAGCCAGUGCAACAGACACCUCAGAGAAGCUGUGGAUGCCCUGUCCCUGAAAGGUUCCUGGCCAGGCAGGACAGGGCCCUGAGCACCCUGAUGGAGUGGGUGGCAGCAGAACCAGGCCAGGGCUGUGGUGCCUCCAUGGCCUUCUGGAACUGCAUGGGUGAGCAAAGCGCAGCCCCGUUACCUGGGCAUGGAAUGUUGGCACCGGUUGCCAGGGGCACUCCAAGGUUCUGUUGACACGGGGUCUGUUGAGCCAGUUGAUGGACUCUCUGCAGCGCAGCAGACGCAGAGUGUCCGUCUUCUCCAUCCCAGCUGGGAAUACAGAGGCGUUUGUUUAUAUUUGCGAUCCAAACUUUGGACUGAUUGUACAGGUGUUUGUCCCACUCACUUGUCCAGUGCUUUUAGAACACCAAACACCAUGAGCUCACGAAAGCGCCCUGGAGAUACGCUUGACACGGGUCCAGCAGAGAAACAGAGCAGGCUGCUGACCUCCGGAGUCGGUGAAAGUCUGCAGACAUAUCCAAGAGACCUCGAGGAAAGAGGUUCACCUGCUUUGGAGCCUGGUAAGAACAGAAACUGCUGCUGGACGGUUGGAGAUCAUUGGAACAUGUGCUUUUGUCAGUUCCUAGGCCCUUUUCUGGGGAGAAAGGGAACCUUGGGGUUGAGGAAGGUGGGCUUGAUGCCUGCUAUGGCAUCCCUAAACAACAAGCCCACUGACAGCUGUUUUGGUUUCUUACUGAACUCUGCCCAUUGGCCUCUAGUGGGAGAUGAGCUGUGUAGCAAAGGCCCCAAGUGCUGCUCAAACACCUGAAUGUGUGCUCUGACGAGCUGGCAGUGACUGCAGCUGCCACAGUGGAGGUGGCAGGCUGAGUUUGGGAUCUCCCAAGCUAGACAAACAUGAACAAAAGAUAGUAGUCGGUAGCUGUGGCCCAUUCUUCAGGGGAACAUGUACAGCAUG
Messenger RNA from Cyanistes caeruleus (blue tit), 2461 nucleotides. Lineage: Eukaryota; Metazoa; Chordata; Aves; Passeriformes; Paridae. The record is from RefSeq and is a predicted model, not a curated record.